Molecule: messenger RNA, 731 nt
Organism: Bicyclus anynana (squinting bush brown)
Lineage: Eukaryota; Metazoa; Arthropoda; Insecta; Lepidoptera; Nymphalidae
Exons: 2
Coding region: 96-701 (201 amino acids)
Biological process (GO): regulation of transcription by RNA polymerase II
Cellular component (GO): transcription regulator complex; nucleus
Molecular function (GO): DNA binding
Source: RefSeq, a predicted model, not a curated record
GGCGCAGUCUCUUUCAGUAUUCCAAUUUCGAAACUCAAUAGCGGACGCCAUUGCUUAUCUGUUGUAUUGAGUAUUGACAUUUUUACGUCAAAGUAAUGGCUAAAUCAUUGAAUAUUGACACGGCUCUGUUUAUAAACGAAGUACAAAAGAGACCAGCGAUAUGGGACACGGCUGCCGAUCAUGGCAAGGAUGUGAAGAAACAGGCUUGGGCGGAGAUCAAUGAUGUGUUAGGAGAGGAAAACAUGUCACAGGCCGAUAAACAUCUCCUAGCAUGGAGACUACAACAGCGAUGGAAGAAUCUCAGAACGUGUUUUGCGAGGGAGCUCAAACGCCAAAGGCACUACGGCGCAGGCACUGGGCGAAAGACUGAAUAUGUUUACUACAAAAAUUUACAAUUCCUCACAAACGUAAUGAACAUUGCCGAGCAGCCAAGCGAGCCAGAAUUGGACACAGAAUACGUUUAUUUGAUGGAUAAUGACAGCGUUACACAGGAUGAUAGUUUGCCACCGGACAAUGACACACGUAAAGGCAGACACAAACGCAAGGCAUAUGAAUACGAAGAACCCUUCAGUGAUGAAGACGAGGAUGAGGACCAUCUGUUUUUAUUAUCCUUACACAAAACAUUGAAGAGAAUUCCGAGAAACAAAAAGAUGGCUGUGAAAAUAAAAAUGCUGUCUAUCUUAAAUGAAACACUAUCAUAAUAUUGUAAUAAUAAAAAAUAUGUUCAAUGC